This is a messenger RNA of Magallana angulata, 538 nucleotides long. RefSeq lists its product as uncharacterized. NCBI's taxonomy places the organism in Eukaryota, Metazoa, Mollusca, Bivalvia, Ostreida, Ostreidae. The transcript is spliced from 4 exons. The record is from RefSeq and is a predicted model, not a curated record. The coding region runs from base 31 to 447 and encodes 138 amino acids.
AAACUAGUGAAGCCACGUUUGCCGUUCGCCAUGGAUUUCUCUUGGUCGACUUGUUUUAUUUGUCUUCUCGCCAUUUUUCCAGAUUCCAUGGGAUCUAAGUAUCUCACGGUGAUCAAGUCACUCCCUGGGACCAUCUACUUCGGGACUCGGUCCGAACUGAUCGGCAAGUCCGUUACAGCGAACAAAGUCCAGAAUAACUUCUCCCCUCUCCUACGACCUCUCCAACAGGACCAGUUUAGCUUUGACAUGGAGUUGUGCGACCUGGUUGCGAUCUCCAGGGGAUCCUUUGUUGUCGCCGACAAAGACGAACCACAAUCAGGAGUGAUGUUUCAAUGUUUCAAACAACCAGAUGAUUCUUUAGUUAUAAGAGAAAUUAUCACCAUAAUGGCAACCAAUCUGAUGUACGAACAGAUGUUCCAGAACCAGGUUUCGAGGUCAUUCGGCUGAGUUACCAGUAUCUCGACCAUUCCACUUCUGAAAAAAUCUGAAUUAAUAUUCAUAAUAUGAAUGAAAUAAAAAACCUUGAAAUAAAUUUAGA